UACAGGCCGCCUUAUCAAAAGAGCGUUCGAUGAUUUUGCUGUAGGUUUGUGCGGCGUUGUCAUAUCGAAGAGGAACCUCGCACUGCUCCCCUCCUGCGAGAAAAACAUGGGUACCGUCGAAUAUACUAGUUAGUUUAUGAGCGAGACCCAGGGACACCAUGGUCGAUAUCUACAUCAUGGGUGCCACGCCACACCCCAUUCUACUCCUCAGCGCUGCCUCCUGUGUACCGCUUGCAUGUACACACGGUCUGGUCAUAAGUCUUAAGGUCUGUAUUAAUUUAUAUUCUUCCCUUUAUAAGCCGGAGCCACUGCGCAGGCCCUGUCCGCGUCUUAAUGAUUGCUGCAGCUCUUCGUACGCUCAUGAGCGCAUCAGCGCUGUCACAAAUAGGUUACUUUCAAACAAAUUGGAUUUUCUUUGUGGCUGCUUGGAUGCGCGAGGUAUCCAAGGUCCUGUAGCCAGCUCUGUCCGGAGAAUUCUUUUUUUCCUGAUACAAGUGGUUUGAUUCAAACGCUCAAUGUGUAUCACGUUGCUUUUGUUCGCUCCUGUAUUGCCCAGCUAAAAUAUUAACAUCAUUACAGCUUGUGUCCU
Messenger RNA from Aspergillus costaricaensis CBS 115574, 589 nucleotides. RefSeq lists its product as uncharacterized. NCBI's taxonomy places the organism in Eukaryota, Fungi, Ascomycota, Eurotiomycetes, Eurotiales, Aspergillaceae. The transcript is spliced from 2 exons. The record is from RefSeq and is a predicted model, not a curated record. The coding region runs from base 159 to 503 and encodes 114 amino acids.